CCAUGACGGCGUCCCCCGACUACCUGGUGAUUCUCUUCGUGACCACGGCGGGCACCAACGGGGCAAGGUUGGGCUCAGACGAGCGAGAGCUGCUCCAGCUCCUGUGGAAAGUGGUCGACCUGAGGAGUAAGGAGCUGGGGCACCUGCAUGACGUGCUGGUCCGGCCUGACCACACAGAACUGACGGCUGAGUGCCAGGAGAUCACCCAAGUGGAUGUGGAGAGCCUGGCACUGGCUCCACCGCUGGAGCAGGCAUUGAGACAGUUUAAUCAGUCCGUGAGCAAUGAGCUGAACAUUGGUGUAGGUACUUCUUUCUGUUUCUGCACUGAUGGACAGUUGCACAUUAGGCAGGUUCUGCACCCUGAAGCUUCUAAAAAGAAUAUUUUACUGCCUGAAUGCUUCUAUUCCUUUUUUGACUUGCGGAAAGAGUUCAAGAAGUGUUGCCCUGGCUCACCUGAAGUUAGCAAACUGGAUGUUGCAGCCAUGACAGAAUAUUUAAAUCUUGACAAGGACAGUCUAGCAUUUUCCUAUGGAGCCUCUCAAGUUGAAGAUAUGGGAAAUAUUAUUUUAACAUUAAUAUCUGAACCAUACAAUCACCGAUUUUCAGAUCCAGAAAGGGUGAACUACAAAUUUGAAAGUGGACCUUGCAGCAAGAUGGAACUUGUGGAUGACAAUGCUGUUAUCCGAGCAAGAGGAUUGCCAUGGCAGUCAUCUGACCAGGACAUAGCAAGAUUCUUCAAAGGUCUAAAUAUUGCCAAAGGAGGUGCUGCACUCUGUCUCAAUGCCCAAGGUAGGAGGAAUGGGGAGGCUCUUGUGAGGUUCGUAAGUGAAGAGCACAGAGAUCUAGCACUACAAAGGCACAAGCAUCACAUGGGGAACAGAUACAUAGAGGUGUACAAGGCAACAGGUGAAGACUUCCUUAAAAUUGCAGGAGGUACUUCCAAUGAGGUUGCACAGUUCUUGUCAAAAGAAAACCAAGUUAUUGUCAGGAUGCGAGGUCUUCCUUUCAAUGUGACGACAGAAGAAGUGCUGACUUUCUUUGGCCAGCACUGCCCUGUAACAGGAGGAAAGGAGGGAGUCCUGUUUGUAACUUACCCUGACAGCAGGCCAACAGGGGAUGCCUUUGUCUUGUUUGCUUGUGAGGAAUAUGCACAAAAUGCACUGAAAAAGCACAAGGAUUUGCUGGGGAAAAGGUACAUUGAACUCUUCCGGAGCACUGCAGCAGAAGUUCAGCAGGUGCUGAACAGGUACUCUUCUACACCUCUCAUUCCUCUCCCAACACCUCCAGUUCUUCCAGUAUUACCUCAACAAUUUGUGCCUCCCACCAACAUCAGAGACUGCAUACGUUUGCGUGGUCUUCCCUAUGCUGCUACUAUAGAGGACAUUCUGGAGUUCCUGGGGGAGUUUUCCACAGAUAUUCGGACCCAUGGAGUUCACAUGGUACUGAAUCACCAGGGACGUCCAUCAGGAGAUGCUUUCAUUCAGAUGAAAUCUGCAGAUCGAGCUUUCCUGGCUGCACAGAAGUGUCACAAGAAGACUAUGAAGGACAGAUAUGUUGAAGUCUUUCAGUGUUCUGCUGAAGAGAUGAACUUUGUAUUAAUGGGGGGCACUUUAAAUCGAAAUGGCUUGUCCCCGCCACCAUGCCUUUCUCCCCCUGCCUACUCCUUUCCGGCUCCCGCUGCAGUUGUGCCAACAGAAGCUGCUCUGUAUCAGCCAUCCAUGCUCCUGAACCCACGAACACUCCAGCCCUCCACAGCCUACUACCCUGCUGGGGCUCAGCUCUUCAUGAACUACACAGCAUAUUACCCCAGUAUGCAGCAGAGGAUGGACUUGUACACACAAAUGAUGCGGCCAGGACAGUGUCCAAAGAAUGGAUUUGCAUUUAAAGGCCCCAGCAGUUAGAGUUCCUUAGUGAAGAUUCCUCUACCCUUUCUGAUGUUUUGAACAAACACAGCGAGCCUAGAUGGAGAUUUUGGUUAUGUUUCCAGCUUUACUGCUUCUCAAGCCAGUUGUGCUCAAGAGAAAAACCACCAGAACUCUGGAAGUGACCAGCUGGAUCUCUUACUGUUUUAAAGUUCAUGCACAAUUUUCAGACAUAUGCACGCAGACUACUAAGCCCUUCACUGAGAGCACAGGUGCUGAAAUCAUGCAAGUCCUUGAGGGUGUUUCUGCUUGAUAAAGAAACUAUUAAGCUGCUCUUAACACAAAAAUUGUUCAGCCUGAACGUACAAAGUCUGAUCUCUUUCAUUCUUUGAAACAGCAAAAAAGUCUUUUUUACAUAAUUUUGCACACAGUUUAAAAUAGUUCAUUUUAAUUAAAGGGUUUUACAGCCUCUAAUUUUGCAUUUGACAUUUUAAUAAAAAAAUCUUUUGUCUUGUAUAUAUUUGUCUAAUCUCGGCAAAAGAAGCCACUGUAAACUUUAUGUGCAUGCAUAUUUUACACAGUGCAAAAAUAAUUAGGAAUGAAAAUGGAUUAUCUAAGAAAAAAAUGCUGUAAUUUUGUAAAAAUAGGUGUGGGAUGUUAAAUGCUUUGUCUCUGAUUCUUAUCUUGUACAUUUUUCCUAUGCACUCAGGUAUUUAAAUUUUUAAAAGCUUACAAGAGUAGAUAUUUUCAAACUUUCACCACAGUGCAUACUCAGAAAAUGAGAAAUGCAGUUAACUUCUUUCCUGUGGUCUUAUUUUUAUAUUUCCACUUCAUGCUCUCCCCACCCUUCUUGGGGUUUGACUGUCUUCUAUGCAAGAAAAGUAAUGUGACCUGUAGUUAAGACCCAGUGCCUUGUCUGCUUUGAGAGAGGGUCAGUCAGAGCAGGUAGUCUGAGCUUGGUCUCUCUGGACUAUAGCAAGUAACCCAGCACCACAAUUGUCACUCUUGCCAGAGAAAUCGGAUGCUCCACAUGCUCUUCAAUAACUGCUGUCUUUUAGCAGUCCCUGCUGUCCCUGCCUGCCCUGGGACUGGGCUUCAGGCACAGGAGUACCUCACUACACCUUUCUAUGGCAAUUAUAAUCCUCAUUUGUGCUGCAGAAAGGGGGAAGGAAACCCUGAAAUAAAGAGAUGUAUGAGGCUAAAAGUGGCAAAUUGUGUAGGUUCUUUGGCACAUUCAAAAUAAAUAUUGCAGAACUGAGAAGUACAAGCACUUUAGGUAGGUGGUGCUGUAGGAGUUCUUAGUUACUGUGAACCCAAAUCCACAGCAGUGCCUUGGUAUCCCUGAAAGUAAGCGUAAGGGGAGAAAAACCAAAAGAGGGUGGUGGGAUGACAAAGCAGAAAAAGUCUUCUAGACAAGGCAAGUGAUAAUCUCAUUUCUAGUAUCUAAUUAAAAAAACACAAUCUUUGCUCCCUUGCUUUAAUUCUUCUUUGCCCUUCUCUUUCCUCAGUGCAACCCUCCCCUACUCACUACAGCCAUAGUAAUCUGGAUUUACAUUUUAUCCUGGAAAACUUGAUACUGGUACAGUCUAAAGUAUUUUUAAAACUUUUUAAAAAGUCAUUAUUCUGUAAACAUGAGUACACUGAACAUGAUUAAUUGAUGCAAAAUACUUUU
Prinia subflava (tawny-flanked prinia) is the source of this 3534-nucleotide messenger RNA. RefSeq names its product epithelial splicing regulatory protein 1 (gene ESRP1). Lineage: Eukaryota; Metazoa; Chordata; Aves; Passeriformes; Cisticolidae. The transcript has 15 exons. The record is from RefSeq and is a predicted model, not a curated record. Bases 3 to 1901 code for a protein of 632 amino acids. Gene Ontology annotation, molecular function: mRNA binding.